GCCGGAGCAGCCUUUUGCCUCGCCCGCAGCAGAUGAGCAGACGCUGCAGCAGAGCAGCCUUUUGCCUCGCCCGCAGCAGACGCUGCAGCAGAGCAGCCAUGGCGCCUCCGCCGUUCUACCUGCCCCUCCUCCUCGCCUUUCUGCUCCUCUCCACCGCUGCCGCCCACUCCCAGCAUCUCCACCUCCAGCACCACGGCCACGGUCCCCACCACCAUCACCAUGUCUCCCCGUCCAUGACAGCCACCGCCCGCUUCUACACCGCGCCGUCCAUGCACCAGAACCGCAUGGAGUCGGAGGAUGCCCGCCAGUCUCUGCGCGUCUUCAGCCCCUUCCUCACCCCCGUGGCAGCUCAGGCUCCUUCUGCCGAGGAGGCCAUGUCGGCGAUGGUCGCAGCCGCGGACGCGGGGGACCCCGCGCGGGCGCGGCUCGACCCGCCCUCGCCGCCUUCUUCCCUACUCGCCGCGGGCGAUCUGAUGCCGUCCUCCCUCCCGCUGCUGCAGCCACAAGCUGAGGUGGUGGGGUCGUUCGAGUCGGAGCCCGCGGCUCCUCCUUCCGUCGUCGAUGAGCAGUACCGCGACGAGGCGAGCCCAUCGCCUCCCCCUCCCGCCGUCUACGAGCCGUACCGCGAUGCGGCGAGCGCUCCUCCUUCCGUCGUUGACGAGCCGUACAGCGACGCGGCGAGCCCACCGCCUCCGCCUUUCGUCGUCUACGAACCGUACCGCGACACGGCGAGCCCAACUCCUCCCGUCGUCUACGAGCCGUACCUCGACGCGGCGAGCCCUCCUCCUCCUCCUCCCGUCGUCUACGAGCUGUACCGCGGCGUGGCGAGCCCUCCGCCUCCUUCUCCCGUCGUCUACGAGCCGUACCGCGCGGCGAGCCCCCAGUCUCCCGUCCACGACUACGCUGCGGGGGUGGUGUACUCGGGCUCGGGCGACGACCUCGGCCUGCAGCAGAUCGCCAAGGUGCUCGCGUCGCUGGGGUACAACGAGAUGGCUUCGUCGGCCACGCUCCUCGCAGGCUCGGCUUCCGUCGCUACAUGGCCCGGGCCGAUUACCGUCUUCGCGGCCCCAGACGUAUUCCUCCAGGCCGACUCCUGCCCCGAGUCCGAGUGCUCGCGACGCCACCUCCUCCUGGACCACAUGGCCCUGGGCUACUUCCCCUACGCCGAACUCGCCGCGGCGCCCACCACGAAGCUCCCAUCGGCCUCCGUCGGCUUCUGCCUCGACGUCGCGGCCCAGCCACAGCGCGGGCCCUUCUCCGUCCACCACGCCAGCCUGUACGUCGACGGCGUCAUGGUGUCGGAACCUGAGCUAUACGACGACGGCCGCUACGUCGUGCACGGCCUCCACGGCUUCAUCCCGCCGCUCUCCCGCGCCUCCUGCGCCGAGGACGCGCAUGAGCAUCCUCACCACCAAGUCCACCUCCACCAGCACCGCCGCCACCACCACCUCAGCGCCAGAUCGUCAGCCGCCUCCGCUGCGAUCGCCGCCUCUGCAGUGCGCGUCAUGAUCCGCGAAGCCAUAUCCCGCCUGCGCGACGGCGGCUUCGGCUUCGUGGCGCUGGCCAUGCGCGUCAAGUUCGCCGAGCUGGAGAAGCUGUCCAACCUCACGGUGUUCGCGCUCAACGACCAGGCCAUCUUCACCGGUGAAGGCCACGGCUACGUCUCGGCGGUGCGCUUCCACAUCGUCCCCGAGCACCGCCUCACCCGCGCCGACCUCCUGCGCCUCCGCCCCGGCACCAUACUUCCCACCCUGGCCGGCGAGGACCAAAAGCUCGUCGUCACCCUCGGCUCCGGCUCCGCCACCGACGAGGUCCGGAUCAACUACAUACCCGUGAAGGAACCUGACGUGGUGAUCAACUCGCGCGUCGCCGUCCACGGUGUCUACGUCCCGUUCCCCCGCCUCCACCUCGCCAACCUCGCCACAUUGGUGGCCGUCGCCUCCGACCUGCAGACGAACGACAGCUGUGGCGGCGCCGGGGGACCUUUGGGCGACUGCGCCUCCACCCCGAUGACCUCUACGACGAUCUCAGUUGAUCAGGGCUACGGCAAAGGGCAGUGAUGCGUGAGCCCGUCCGUUCUCUUCUUCUGAGUUUCUUACCAACUAGUAGGAUUUUUGAGCUUCGCAGUUUGUUUGUUAGAUGAGGGAUGAGGUUUUGGUAGUCGGAUACUCGGAUUUAUGGAUGUCCGUGUCGUUGCGUGAUGGAAUGUGUACCGCACAUUCGCACUGCUGCAUGGUGAACGAAUUCUUGAUGGAACUUUAUGUGGCGAUGCUGUUUUGCGCGCUUUGAAAAAUUACUCAUGCUCUGUUCAGUUC
Zea mays is the source of this 2315-nucleotide messenger RNA. RefSeq lists its product as uncharacterized. The coding region runs from base 33 to 2060 and encodes 675 amino acids. The record is from RefSeq and is marked predicted. Lineage: Eukaryota; Viridiplantae; Streptophyta; Magnoliopsida; Poales; Poaceae. The transcript has a single exon.